AUGAGGUCAAAAGACUUGGCUUUUAUCAUCUUAUUAAUCCUACCUGGAGAACUCAAUGCAGAAGAGAAACCAUGUGAUCUUCCUCAUUUGAAAAAUGGAAAUUUUGCCCUAUUUUACUAUACUUUUAAAAAUUACUACUUUCCAAUGAGCAUAGGUAAAAAAAUACCAUAUUCCUGCCUCCCUGGUUAUACAACCAAAACUGGUAAACAAGAGGAGCAAACCACGUGCACAGCAGGAGGCUGGUUUCCAGAGCCAAGUUGCUUCAAAAAAUGCGCUAAGCCUGACUUAAGAAAUGGUUACAUUGUUGAUGCAAAAUCAUUGUACAAAUUUCAAGAGAGUAUGCGCUAUGGAUGUGCAUCAGGGUACAAAACCACUGGCGGUCAGGAUGAAGAAGUGGUUCAGUGUCUCCCUGAUGGAUGGUCUUCUCAACCCACCUGCAGGAAGGAGCAUGAAACAUGUUUGGCUCCUAUCUUACAACAUGGAAAUUAUUCCACAACUCAGAAAAUAUUUCAAGUGAAGGACAAAUUACAAUAUGAAUGUUCUACUGGCUACUACACAGCUGGAGGGAAGAAUACAGAAGAAGUAGAAUGUCACACGCAUGGAUGGUCUCUCAUACCAAAAUGUACCAAGUUAAGAUGCCCUUCUUUAAGAUUAAUAGAAAAUGGUUAUUUUCAUCCUAUUAAGCAAACCUAUGAGGAAGGAGAUGUAGUUCAAUAUUUCUGUCAUGAAAAUUAUCACCUAAGUGGCUCAGAUUUAAUUCAGUGCUAUAACUUUGGUUGGUACCCAGAAUCUCCUAUUUGUGAAGGAAGAGGAAAUCGAUGUCCUCCUCCCCCUCUUCCUCUAAACUCCAGGAUUCAAACAUAUUCCACAACUUAUCAUCAUGGAGAAAUAGUUCGUGUAGAAUGUGAACUUAAUUUUGAGAUACAAGGCUCCAAAGAAAUACGUUGUGAGAAUGGAAAGUGGACAGAACCUCCAAAAUGUGUUGAAGAAAAGGAGAAGAUAGCCUGUGAGGAACCACCCUUCAUUAGGAAUGGGGCAGCAAACCUAAACUCCAAAAUUUACUACAGUGGGGAUAAAGUGACAUAUGGAUGUGAACAUGGCUAUUAUCUCCGUGGAGCAAAAGAAAUCACUUGUAAACGUGGAAAAUGGACACUUGCCCCUCAGUGUGUUGAGAGUAAUGAAAAUUGUAAUCCUCCACCUAAUGUAGCAAAUGGGGCUGUUGUUGAUGGAUUAUUGCCAAGUUACAAGUCCGGAUCUUCAGUAGAAUAUAGAUGCAAUGAAUAUUACUUAUUGAAUGGAACAAAAAUUUCUCAUUGUGAACAAGGAAAAUGGUCAUCCCCACCAGUCUGUUUAGAGCCAUGUACUGUUAAUGUGGACAACAUGAACAGAAAUAACAUAGAGAUGAAAUGGAAAUACGAAGGAAAGGUCUUACAUGGAGAUCUAAUAGAUUUUGUAUGUAAACAAGGAUAUGAUUUAGCUCCAUCAACAUCACUGGCUGUCUUGUCUGUACAGUGUAAUAGAGGGGAAGUAAAAUAUCCUUUAUGUUUUAGAAAAGAAUCUAAAGGAAUAUGUGCACCUCCUCCUCUUAUUAAAAAUGGAGUUAUUGUUAGUUCAAUAGUAGGCACCUAUGAAAAUGGUUCCUCAGUAGAAUACAGAUGUUUUGAUCACCAUUUUCUACAAGGGUCUAGGGAGUCCUAUUGUUUAGAUGGAUUGUGGAGUACACCACCUUCCUGUUUAGAGCCUUGCACAUUAUCUUUUGAUAAAAUGGAAGAUAAUAAUUUACUCUUGAAAUGGAAUUUUGACAAUAGACCACAUAUUUUCCAUGGCGAGUAUAUUGAGUUUCGCUGUAAGAGACAUUCUUAUAUAGCUGAGAAAUCUACUAUGAGAACUGAACUUAGAGUGCAAUGUGAAAGAGGGCAGUUAAAAUACCCAAGAUGUAUUGAAAGACAAAGGAUGUUGUCUUUUCAGGAACCCUUGAGGACAUAA
This is a messenger RNA of Condylura cristata (star-nosed mole), 1986 nucleotides long. RefSeq names its product coagulation factor XIII, B polypeptide (gene F13B). The record is from RefSeq and is a predicted model, not a curated record. The coding region runs from base 1 to 1986 and encodes 661 amino acids. NCBI's taxonomy places the organism in Eukaryota, Metazoa, Chordata, Mammalia, Eulipotyphla, Talpidae. The transcript has 12 exons.